Molecule: messenger RNA, 204 nt
Organism: Zymoseptoria tritici IPO323
Lineage: Eukaryota; Fungi; Ascomycota; Dothideomycetes; Mycosphaerellales; Mycosphaerellaceae
Exons: 1
Biological process (GO): microtubule-based process
Cellular component (GO): microtubule
Molecular function (GO): structural constituent of cytoskeleton; GTP binding; GTPase activity
Source: RefSeq, a predicted model, not a curated record
GUCUUGAUGGGAGAGGUCGAGGAUCAGAUCCGCAACGUCCAGAAAAAGAGCACUACCUCCUUUGCCGAAUGGAUACCUAACAACGUUCAGAUCGCUCUGCACUCCGUUCCUCCUCGUGAAUUGAACAUGUCGUCGACAUUUGUCGGCAACUCCAUCUCCAUCCAGGAGCUCUUCAAGCGGCGGGCUUGCAGGAGGCACUUCUGA